AUCAUUGUUUUCAUAUCAAUUCCAUUGUGAACACCAGUAGCACAAUACAGUUUAAGGAAUAAACCUGGUUUUAUAAUUAAUUAAACUAAAAAAUAUUUGUUAAAAAUGGCUUUUCGUUUUACAUCCUUUUUGGCCGUAGGCUGUUUAUUGCUGGCCGCUUCUGCUCCCCUCAAUGCUGCCGCCAUUGAUAACUCUGUGGCCGAGCCACGCAUUCACACCUCCGACGAACUCAUCUCGAAUAUUGUGGAUAAUUGUUUCAAUAGCAAUGCCAUGCAUUGCUUGAAGGAGAAGGUAUUGACCUAUUUGGAUACUGUUACCGGUGUUGAAGAAGAUGUUAGCGGCCGUGCCUUCAAUGAUGAUGUUAUCGACAAAGUUAUUACCGAUCGUGUUGCCCGCAUCUUGAACACCAAUGAAAUCCGUGUAACAUUGCCCGAAACUGUAUUCGCCAACUCCGUAUUGUCCUACCGUGCUGAUCGUGGUUUCGAUUUGGAAAUUCCCCAAUCUGAAGCCCGUGGUGAUAAGAAGAAGGACAAACUCUUCUUGCCCUUGUUGUUGCUCAUGAAACUCAAAUUGAAGGUUGUUAUGCCCAUCUUAAUGUCUUUGAUUGGACUUAAAGCUUUCAAGGCUUUGAUCUUGUCUAAAAUCGCUAUUAAAUUGGUUUUGGGUUUCCUCAUCUACAAUUUGAUCCAAAAAUUGGGCGGUAUGAAAAUGACCAUGAUGCCAAUGAUGCCACCCAUGCCCGCUGCUGAAUACGGUGUACCCAGCUCUACUGCCUCCUCUUACGAUCCCAGCAGCUGGGAACCCAUGAGCGGCGGUCCUUAUGCCCGUUCUGAUGCCCAAUACAUGGCCUACAGUUCUUAUCAUCCCAGCAGCAGCUCUUCCUACUCUGGCUCCAGCAGCACUGGUUCUUCCGGCAGCUACAGCAGCUCCUCUUAAAUAUCCUCCUCCCUCUAUCAUCACCUACCCUACAACAUAUCAAGUGGGAAAGCGAAGGUUAGAGUUUUAUCGUAAAUCUCUAUCCAGCUUUCUUUUCUUUUAGUUUAAUCACUAAGUGGUUGAAAAGAAAACACUUUGUGCCCUUACGAUAGUUAAACAAACCAGGACAAUUCUAGAAACCAAAACGUGCUCAGCAAGGACAUUCAAAAUUCUGAGAAAAAAGUAGUAACAUUUAAAUGCUUAUUUAUUUUUUUCAUUAGUUGUUAAAAAAAAAGAAAAAAUUAAUUUAAUUAUUUAUAUAUUUUCACCUCAAAUCUCUUUGAAAAGGAGAGGCCAUACAAGUCAUUAUUUUCAGUUUUUCUAGUCUACCCCUUUACCAAAAUCCUUUCUUUUAUUCUCUUCUAUACUAUUCUAUCUUUUUUCUAUCUAUUUCUUUCUCUUUUUAUUUCUAUCUCUAAGACUAUCUUUCUGUAUUCUAUUCUUUACGAUUUCCUUUUUCUAAUUUUAUUUCAUCGCGACCAAAUGACAUCCCAAAAACCAAAAAAAAAA
Lucilia sericata (common green bottle fly) is the source of this 1485-nucleotide messenger RNA. RefSeq lists its product as uncharacterized. Lineage: Eukaryota; Metazoa; Arthropoda; Insecta; Diptera; Calliphoridae. The transcript is spliced from 2 exons. The record is from RefSeq and is a predicted model, not a curated record. Bases 106 to 936 code for a protein of 276 amino acids.